GCCAUGGAGGCCCGGGUGGUGGCGGCCCUGGUGGAGGCCACGGUGGACCUGGCGGAGGCCACGGUGGACCUGGCGGAGGCCCCGGUGGUCCGGGCGGAGGCCAUGGUGGUCCGGGCGGAGGACCCGGACAUGACCAUGGUGGAGGCCACGGCGGCAAGCCUGGAGGAGACCACGGCCCCGGCGGGCAUGGCCCUGGCGGACAUGGCCCCGGCGGCCAUGGUCCUGGAGGUGGCCACCACCACGGCGGAUGCUAGCUCGCCACCGCUUGGCGGUUGUUGUGGACUAGCGUUCCAUGGUUGAGAUGUGAUGUAAAGUAUCUCCGGUGCCUUUUAACUAUCUUUUAUUUGAGGGAAAAAUGGACAAAAAUCUAAUAAGCACCAUGUGGAGUCAGUCCUGUAGUUGAGCUUGCAAGUAUCCUAAUGAAUUUCAAGUUCCUAA
This is a messenger RNA of Syzygium oleosum, 438 nucleotides long. RefSeq lists its product as uncharacterized. The transcript has a single exon. NCBI's taxonomy places the organism in Eukaryota, Viridiplantae, Streptophyta, Magnoliopsida, Myrtales, Myrtaceae. The record is from RefSeq and is a predicted model, not a curated record. Bases 4 to 300 code for a protein of 98 amino acids.